Molecule: messenger RNA, 1296 nt
Organism: Glarea lozoyensis ATCC 20868
Lineage: Eukaryota; Fungi; Ascomycota; Leotiomycetes; Helotiales; Helotiaceae
Product: SPX-containing protein
Exons: 5
Coding region: 1-1296 (431 amino acids)
Biological process (GO): polyphosphate metabolic process; vacuolar transport; vacuole fusion, non-autophagic
Cellular component (GO): fungal-type vacuole membrane; vacuolar transporter chaperone complex
Source: RefSeq, a predicted model, not a curated record
AUGAAGUACGGCCAGAACCUCCAAGCGCGAUCAGUGCCACAGUGGGCGCCAUAUAAUGUAGAUUAUGACGCUCUGAAACAUUUGAUCAAAACAAAUACGACGAGGGAUGCCGGACAAGCUGUUGCCAUCCCCGGUCAAGUCGAUACUGCGUUACAGCGAUUUGAAGCUCAAUUCUUCAACGAACUUUCCAAUCAGCAUGAUCGCGUGGGACUCUUUGUGAGGAGCAAAGCAGACGAGAUAGAUCGCAGACUUCAAUCCUCAAAGAAAUCCCUCCUCCGAUUGCUCGAACGAUGUACCAGCCGCAAUGGCAAGCCAUUGUCGCAGAAAAGGCGAGAGAAGUUUGCGCGAUAUGAUGAUCGAAUCGAGAAGUGCGGGGAAGAAAUACGGCUACUGCGACGAUUCGUAAAGGAGCAAAAGGUUGCGUUCUACAAGAUUCUCAAGAAGUACAAGAAAUGGACGGGUUCUAGAGCAGUCGAAGAACGUUUCAAUUAUGAGAUCCUAGCAAGCCCGAAGAGUUUCUCUAGGACCGAUUUCGAUACGCUACAUGCUCAAUAUGUCGAGCUCAUUUCUAGCAUACGAGCAUCUACGCCCGACUCAAGUGGGCCCAUCACACCAAGCAGCGGAUCGAGACGACCAAGUACGCAAAAUGCUCUGCAUGAGCCCCCGCAAGUGUACUGGAACGAAUAUGAUCAUGGCAGUGAAGCGGAUGACGAACCAUAUAUGAUUUCGGUGAACGCGGAUGAGGAAUCAUCGUUCCCUGGCGCAAAGGCUUUCGGAUAUGUGAUGUCAAAGGCUUUUGUCCCAGUUGGAAUGAUGAGGCAUUGGCUAAGUCCUGGACCUGCCCCUAACGAGCGACGCGCCUUAUUAGGCAAUAAUUACUUUGACCACACCGAUGUUGAAGACGAAGCAUAUGCAUCGUCGAGCGAAUUCCCGAGUGGCUAUGUAACACACUAUGCCACAUUUCCAAGCGUGGAGGAUCAGAGAAUUAGCCGACAUCAGGAGACCCUGCUGCUCCAGGCCUGCAUUGCUUCGUUUGGAGCUGCGUUCAUACUUCUUCUUAUUGCCAGCAUAUUGGUGGCUACCGGACGACACAAGCUCCUCCUUGAAGUUGAUGCUGGUGUUAUCACAGGAGUUGUAGCGAGCCUCUUCUUUGCACUGAUGGGAUUUGCGUGCAUGCUUUACCGUACGGACAAGCUCAGUUGGUUUCACCGAUUGUUUGUGCUGGUUACUUUCCUUGGAGUUUGUACAUUGGAUGGGAUGCUACUGGUAAUAGUAGCAGAAAAUACGGCGCUAUGA